This is a messenger RNA of Cuscuta europaea, 1717 nucleotides long. The record is from the annotation of a GenBank genome assembly. NCBI's taxonomy places the organism in Eukaryota, Viridiplantae, Streptophyta, Magnoliopsida, Solanales, Convolvulaceae.
CAAAUUGCACACUUUGGGACAAAUUGGGAUGACCUCCCACAUGGGUGGGGGCCACCCCACGAAAUUGUCAACCCUUGAGGGCUGGAUGAGUGCCAAAUUGGCUGAACAACAAUUGAGAGGAUGGGGGAGACACCUUUGACAUGUAGUAGGCCCCCUCCCUUCACUCAUUGUCUAAAUGAGACAAGAAGGAACCACCCCUACCUCCUUACACUCAUCAUUUCGACCCAAAUACACCAAGAAGGAGAGAAGAGCUCUGCAAACUUCAUCUCCAUAGCCCAAAUCCGAACUCAAUCUAAAGGGAGUCCAAGAAGAAAGUUUAAGAAGGAAAAAGCUAGGAAAAAGUGUGAAAAUUAAGUUUCAGGUAGAACUUGAAGGUUGCUACCGCCAGCCGCUGCUUCGGGAAGUUUCUAAGGAGAAGACUUGGUUCGUGCUUCUCCCGUUCUUGUUUUGAAAAACAAUAUGAAUAAUGCUCAUGGAUAAUAUUUUCUGAAUAAUUACUUUGGGGGCUUGCAUGCCUAAUUAUGCCAAGUGUGGCUUGAACACUUGUAUCAAUUGUUUCCGCUGCUUUAAUAAAUGUUUUACAUUAUGUUUGUUUAUGGAUGUACUAUGUGUGAAUGGUAUUCAAGACGCCUUGUAUAGUAUGGAUGAGUCGGACUGCGAUUGAUUAUUCGUACUGUACGGCGGGUUGUUGACGUGUCCGGGUAUGUCCGGGGCGUGACAAAGAUAUACGACGGUGGUAUGGACCUCGUCGUCUAGGGUGCCUUUAUGCUCAUGGAGAGCAACAAGAAGCUGCAGCGGGAGAUUGCCCGCUUGAAGGAGUUUGAGGAGAAGGCAGCCUCAGCCGAUGAGGCCAUGAGCUGCUUGGGGAGGCUGCGGGAAGACUUUGCCGCCUUACAGAAGAGGGCCGAUGAGGCUGAUGCGGGCAAAGAAGAGGCCCUAGCAAAAUUGGCCGAGGAAAAGGGUGCCCGCGAGGCUGAUCGUCGGCGGGCAGAUGAGGCCGAGAAGGCUAAGGCCGAGGCGGAGGCUACGGCAGUGAAAGCCGCUGAUGAUGCAGUGGCGAAGUUCCUGGCCGAAGGCUGGAAGGCCGACGAGCGCCUGCCCUGGUGCUAUGAGGUCGUGGCGGCCAAGCUUGAAGACUGGGGGCAGAACUCCCCUGCCGGCCAGGAAUAUUUUGAACGGGAAAUGUCCGUGUAUUACAACAUGGGCCAGCAUCGGAUGCAUAGGCUCAUUUAUUGGCGGCUGAGUCGUGCUCUCAGAACCCUGAACUACACUCGGGGUAGGGCUAGGUGGAACCUGCGGCUUCCUCGGCUAAUGAAGGAUCCGGAGGAGCAGAUCAACCUUCCUCUGUGCGAUAGCCAGGCUCCCAUAGAGAGUUCCGGCCUCGGCGAACCGGAUUAUGAUGCGGACGAUUACUUGGACGACACCGCCACUUCCGUCGUAGAGGCUGUCCUGGAUGCUGAGACCGAGGGUGGUGCCGAGUCUGCCGCUGAGGAGGACGUUGUGGGUCAUGCUGCCGACGAGGCUGCUACGGAGGCAUGAUCAUCUACAAAUGUCUUUAACUUAUAAUUUGUCCUUUAUAUUUCAUCGUUUGACUGUAACGGCCAAAGUGCCCACCAUGUGAUGAUUUAUGUUAAUGAAACAUGUUUAAGUUCCUUGUUGUCUUUGUCGUCUUGUUCUCCGUUUGGUUCCUCUGUUUUUUUGUUCUUUCCAAAAUUCG